Trichoderma asperellum CBS 433.97 is the source of this 453-nucleotide messenger RNA. The record is from RefSeq and is a predicted model, not a curated record. Lineage: Eukaryota; Fungi; Ascomycota; Sordariomycetes; Hypocreales; Hypocreaceae.
GCACUUCCGGUCGCUUUGGGUGUGAAUGCGCAUUGAAAAGAAUUUGGCAGUUCAUGGGAGGAAAUGCUGAGACGAGGAGCUGGUCCUAGGUUGUUUUAGAUUCCGUGGGCGUCCCUGGCUAAUACCACUUGGGCCAAAUGGCGCCAGCCAAAGGCGGGAGCCAUGCCCAUGAAACGGGCAUGUGGCGUCGUAGCCAGGGGUGGGUGGAUUACUUCGUGCGCUGAUGUAGCCUGCUUAGAUCCAUCGCGUUGUUUGUCUGCUGGCGAUGCUCGUAGCCGAAGCGGAAAUGAAGUCAAGCUGCAUGCUGCAUCUUGGCCAGGCGAGUUUGCAGGUUUGCAUUGCAUCAAUUGCUAUAUGGAAUUACGUCCACGGGACACAUACGUGGCAUGAAAUAGACGUCCACUCGGUAGAUUUACCAGAGAUCUACCUCUGAUGACAGCCCCAGUCUCGUAA